ACAACACAGAAAAAGACAAGGUCCAGUUUCGGAUCAAGAGGACACAAAUAAGAGGGAUUUUUAAACACUUUUAAAAAAAUCGAGUCUUUCCGUGGAGUUCUUGGGGUAUUCGUCGUUGCGCUCCUGCCGCGCGCGUCUUGUUCGUAUUCCUGCGUGAUCGUUUGAAACCAGGAGCGCCACGAGCUUUCAGCUGGGAUAUAACGGGGAGUAAAUCCACCUCAACCCCCGAACAGUGCGGACACGUUUAAAUAUCAGCGCGCAGCAGGUUUUUGGACCCCCCCCCCCCCCCCCCCACCCCCCUCCAAAAACUCAACCCCCCAAAAAACAGUUUGUUGACUUGGGGUCGCCUUAUGAUGACUCGCACGCGGCGGUCGUGCUGACCCUUCUUACGUCUCCCCUCACCUCAAUGAUGACGAUGAGCUCGAUAUCAGACACUUUGGUCCCGCCUGAUCCGUCCAAAUCUGCGUUUUUGGAGUUCGGCGGCCACGGCUACCCAGGGCACCCCGGACACCAGCAGCCCUCACCCGGCUUGUCCCACAGCCAUUACUCGGUGCACGGCCUGCACGCCGUCGGGCCCUCGCAGCACGAAAGCCCUUUUUCUCCCGGCGCGUCCUCGUACGGUCGCCCGCUGGGGUACCCGCCGUACCACACCUCCGUGGGCGCGCCGCACCCCGGAGCCUACCUGCCCUACCAGCACGGGGGUCACGGCGGCGCGCUUGGACACACGAGACUGGAGGAUGCUGAUCAUGAAAAACCCACAGCGAUGAUCGAGAACGGUGAGGUCCGUCUCAACGGGAAGGGCAAGAAGAUCAGGAAGCCACGCACCAUCUACUCCAGCCUGCAGCUUCAGGCACUCAACCAGCGCUUCCAGCAAACCCAGUACCUCGCUCUGCCAGAGAGGGCGGACCUGGCGGCCAAACUGGGCCUGACGCAGACCCAGGUGAAAAUAUGGUUCCAGAAUAAACGAUCCAAAUACAAGAAGAUUAUGAAGAAUGGGCCCUGUGGACCUGAGGGAGAUCACCUUGUUCCACCGGCGCCGUCCGCUUCCUCUCCUUGCUCACUGUGGGACAUCAGCAUGGCUGCCAAAGGUGCACCAGUACAUUCUGGAGGAUACAUGAACAAUUUUGGACACUGGUACCCUGGACACCAGCAGGACUCCAUGCCAAGGACUCAGAUGAUGUGAAAAGACAGAAGCAGGAGAAAACACUUCCAGGAUAAAUUGUGGAUUUAUUCCACAACCGGAGUGGAACUGUUAGGGAUGCAGACAUUAUUGAGAGGCUGAGCCACUCUGGAGGCAAAAAUAAAAUGAUGGCUGUAAAUAUACUACAUUCGCCUCAGCUUGAAAACAAAUGCAUAAAGAAAACAACUGGAAGUUGAAUAGCAUCCUUUCAGAAUUUAACAUGAAAUAUUUUUUUAAUUUUAUGAAACAAAUUCAGAAAGUGUGUAGUGUACCUCCACCAUAGCUUCACAGUUCUUUGGCUGUUCUUAUCUAAAGUGUUUUGGGGUGGUGAUGUUUUUCCAAAGCAUCAAGAACAUAGGAGUCAGUAGGAGUAGAAAAACAUUACCAUACUGUGACAAAUGUAAAACAGUUGGAAAUACACCUGAAAAAAAAAAAAUCAGGUCAUCACAUAGUCAGGGUGUAGAACUUUGCAUAACAAUCCCCAACAAUAAGAGGUGCCAUAUAUCAGCGAAAUGAGUGUGUUCCCAGGACUGUAGCGACCCACCCCUCUAAUUGUCUAUGGCAAAAGUUGCUGGUGAGUGUUGUUGUUCUCACCGAAUACAUUGCAAACUGGUUAACUGUUUAUUAUUGCCAUAGAAACAAAAUGCAUAUGCAGUGUUUUUGUUUUUUUUUGUUUUUUAAUGAAAAUGCUGGAAUGAAGAACUCUGCAGCAUCAUGACAAUGCUUCUCUGCCAGGAUACAAAGCUAUAUAAGCACAAGACCUGUACACUGAUGAGAAAUUAUGAUUGGGACUUUAUGCUCAUGGUAAUGCAUUCUGCAGUCAUCAAACAACUCUCAAGCAGUCAAGAAAUAUAGUAGGACAAAGUGUAAUGUUGGAAGACAGUGAACCCAAAAAGACCCAAAAAGUCAGAAAACCUUAUCAUGGUUAAAAAAAAAAAAAGCAGCACUUCUAAGAGAGAAUGACAGUUGAGUGUGUCAGUGAAUGGUUGUGAAAACUCAAAGCCACACUGCUCUGUGUACACAUGAUUCUGUCGGAUGCCAGAAGUGAAUCAAAGUAGGCCUUGAUUAGUACUUGGCUGAGAGACCACUUGGAAACACCAGAGGGUGUGUGUGUGUGUGUGUGUGUGUGUGUGUGUGUGUGUGUGUGUGUGUGUGUGUGUGUGUGUGUGUGUGUGUGUGUG
Thalassophryne amazonica is the source of this 2361-nucleotide messenger RNA. RefSeq names its product homeobox protein Dlx4a-like. The record is from RefSeq and is a predicted model, not a curated record. NCBI's taxonomy places the organism in Eukaryota, Metazoa, Chordata, Actinopteri, Batrachoidiformes, Batrachoididae. Gene Ontology annotation, molecular function: DNA-binding transcription factor activity, RNA polymerase II-specific; RNA polymerase II cis-regulatory region sequence-specific DNA binding. The coding region runs from base 407 to 1183 and encodes 258 amino acids. The transcript is spliced from 3 exons. Gene Ontology annotation, biological process: cell differentiation; negative regulation of transcription by RNA polymerase II; embryo development.